UAUAAUAAUAAUGAGAUAAAUGUGUUUUAUGAUACUCUGAAUCAGCAUCAGACUGAAGCCACUGACUCUGGUCACCAUGGUGACGCUGACACUACCAGUUACCAUGGCUACAGCUGUGGAGACAACAUUGCUGACUGCUGCCGAAAAAAACUACAGACACACCCACAAUGCAUUUCUGCCUCUGUGUUCCAGAUGGUCAGGAGAGAGGACUGCGCCGGCAGAGCAUGCCCAGUAGCUCCGCCCUGGACACGCCCACCACCAGGGUGACGGGCUUCCUGUCCCGGAGGUUGAAGCAGUCUCUUCGUCGUACUCACUCUCAGCCUAAACUGUCUCGUCACAGCAGCAUGAGGUCGGACCUGAUCGCCGCUGACAGCAGGUGUGUGAUGCGGCAGCUGCGUUGCGGUAGCCAGGAGUCGUUGCUAAGCGCCGGCUGUGUGUCGUCUCUGGAACUCAAGAUGGACCAAUCAGUGAUCAUCAAACCAGUUCACUCCUCUCUACUGGGGCAGGACUACUGCUUCGAGGUAACGACCUCGACAGGGACGAAAUGCUUCUCGUGUCGCUCGGCAGCAGAGAGAGAUAAGUGGAUGGAGAACCUGCGGAGAGCCGUUCACCCCAACAAGGACAACAGUCGGCGGCUGGAGAACAUCCUCACAGUCUGGGUGAUCGAAGCCAAGGACCUGCCCGCCAAGAAACGGUACUUCUGCGAGCUGUGUCUGGACGACAGUCUUUACGCUCGGACGUCAUGUAAACUGAAGACUGACAACAUAUUUUGGGGAGAGCGUUUUGACUUCAGCAGCCUGCCGUCCAUCAGUGCGGUGACGCUUCACCUCUACAAGGAUACUGACAGAAAGAGGAAGAAGGACAAGAGCAGCUACGUUGGGUUGGUCAACAUCCCCGUCGCCAUGGUGACCGGCAGACAACUGGUGGAGAAGUGGUACUCGGUGAGCACGCCCAGUACCAGCCGGGGUAAGUCUUCAGUUCCCACCGUGCGAAUCAAAGCUCGCUAUCAGAGUAUCGUCAUCCUGCCGAUGGAGCAGUAUAAAGAGUUUGCAGAGUACAUCAGCUCCAACUAUCUGCUGCUCUGCAACACACUGGAAGCUUCAAUCAGCCUGAGAGCCAAAGAAGAGCUCGCUGCUGCACUCGUACACAUCCUGCACAGCACCGGCAAGGCCAAGGACUUCCUGACUGAUCUGAUGAUGUCGGAGGUAGACCGUUGCCGUGACAACGACCAGCUGAUCUUCAGGGAGAACACGCUGGCCACAAAGAGCAUCGAGGGGUACCUGAAGCUGAUUGGACAGAAGUACCUGCAGGAUGCUCUGGGUGAGUUCAUUAAAGCUCUGUAUGAGUCAGAUGAGAACUGUGAGGUCGAUCCGUCCCGCUGUGCGACCUCUGACCUCGCAGAGCACCAGGCCAACCUGAGGAUGUGCUGUGAACUCGCUUUCUGCAAGAUCCUCGACUCAUACAGGGUGUUUCCGCGGGAGCUGAAGGAGGUUUUUGCGUCAUGGCGACAGGAGUGUGGUAACCGGGGGCGACCAGAUAUCAGCGAGCGUCUCAUCAGUGCCUCGUUGUUCUUGCGUUUCCUGUGUCCGGCUGUGAUGUCACCAUCUCUGUUCGACCUGAUGCAGGAAUACCCCGACGAGCGCACGGCGCGAACUUUGACCCUCAUUGCUAAAGUCAUCCAGAACCUCGCCAACUUCAGCAAGUUCGGCACUAAAGAGGAGUACAUGCUGUUCAUGAAUGACUUUGUGGAGCGGCAGUGGAGCAGCAUGCAGCGUUUUCUGCAGGAGAUCUCAAACCCAGAUGGACUGAAUCACACUGCCGGCUUCGACGGAUACAUCGACCUUGGACGAGAGCUGUCCAGCCUGCACACCCUGCUGACUGAACUGGACCAGUCGAGCCUGUCAAAGCUCGGUCCCCUUCCUCGGAUCCUCAGAGACGUGUCGGCGGCUCUGGCUAACCCUGGGGGCGUGGCUAACCCUGGGGGCGUGUCUGUAUCCUCUCCAGAGCCUCAGCGUGUGGUGUCUCCGCCCCCACUGUCUCCGCCCCUCUCUCCUCCUCUGGCGGCCUGUAAUCCCUCCAUUGGCCUGCAGGGUGGCGUGGGACUGGAAGGAGGUUUGGUAGAUUUCACCAGACUUCCGUCUCCGACUCCAGAGAACAAAGAUUUGUUCUUUGUCACCAAAGGAUCAAGCCUGCAGCCGGCCUCAGGCCUGCAGGGCUCUCCUGCACCGAGCUCUUCGUACUCGGAGCCCAAUGAGAAUGAGGCGGGAUUUGAAAUGACCAAUGGGAGCCGGAGGGAGGGGCCAGAGCUGACCAACGAGAGCCGCAGUCUGUCUCUGGUCGACCUGCAGGACUCCUCCCCUAGCGACGGCCUUGAUGACAGCCAAUGGCAGCGCAGGACGGGGCUCCUCCCCCUGUCUUUCCAGAACCCUGUGUAUCACAUGACCGCCACAUCACCACGGCAACCGCAGCAGCAGGCCGACGCCACACCAUCUGACGGCUCGGUGGGGUCUCAGGGAAACGCUGACGACAGAAACACCAUGGCGACCAAACCGGCGUUUCUUACCCAGAUGUCUGUGGGGCUGAGCGGGGCUGAGCGGGGUGAACGCGGAGAGAGGAUGUCGGCCAUGUCGAGCAGCAGCAGCGGAGAAGAAUACUCCCGCCGAGCGCUGUCACUCACCGACACGCUCACAGGUAGUUCCGCCCCCCCUCGUCAGACUUCAUCGGGUCCUCAGAGACGCAUCGACCAGCCCCCUCCCCCCUCCUCCGCUCCACCGGGCCCGCCUCGCGGCCGGACACCUCCCAGCAUGCUCAGCGGUGGCGGAGGCUCCGCCUACCCUCCUCGCCCCGCUUCUGGCAGUAUGAUGUCAUCAAGUCCUGAUUGGCCGAGCAGCGGCCAGUCACGGCUCAGACAGACGUCCUCGUCGUCCAAAGGAGACAGCCCCGAGAAACAACGACCGGCUACCAAGGCUCCGUCCCCCUGUGCGUUGGAUCGUACCGCCGCCUGGCUGCUCAACAUGAACUCUGCCUCCUCCUAUGGAGAGACGGAGGACGAUCGCCAUGACGACGCCCUCAUCGAUAAGUAUCAGCAGGAGAUUGCGUUGCUGCAGGAGAAGUUGCGAGUUGCAGCGCUGCGGCAGGAGGAGUGUGAAGCCCGUCUGCUGGUCCAGGAUCAGCAGAACCAGCGCAUGCUGCAGGAGUACCAGGCUCGGUUGGAGGACACAGAGAGCAGACUGAGGAGGCUGCAGGACGAUAAAGAUCUCCAGAUGAACAGCAUCAUCAGCAGGUUGAUGGCUGUAGAGGAGGAGCUGAAGAAGGAUCAUUCUGACAUGCAGGCUGUGGUGGACUCCAAACAGAAGAUCAUAGAGGCUCAGGAGAAGAGGAUUGCGAGUCUCGACGCUGCGAACAGCCGUCUGAUGGCAGCUCUGACUCAGCUGAAGGAACGGUACGCAGUGACAUCACAGAGGAACGGCCUGUCGCCUAGCAACACGUCAUCCCUGCAGAUCACUGAGAACGGAGAGUUUCGCAACUCUGGCAACUGCUGAGCCACCAGCUGCUGAAUUCUGAUUGGCUGUGACUGCAUGGAGGGGGAGGGGCUUAUCUGCAUGAGUGUGUGAGAGGCAGCAGGAGGCAGGAUUUUUUUAAAGAAAAUCAACCAAUCAGUGCUGUCGUAGUUCCCACAGACCUGUCAAUCAACUGUCACUUCCCUCCAAGGACGCUCUGACCUCUGACCCUUGUUGCUAGGUUACGCCUCAGUCUCGUUUUUUGUUUUGCAUGUUUCCUCUUUCAACUUCCUAUACAGCAAAGUGUGACAUCAUAUCCAAGAACCACCUGCAGCAACUCCAGCUGUUUAUGGCUCUGGUCUGACUGGUUAACUCCAGCUGUUUAUGGCUCUGGUCUGACUGGUUAACUCCAGCUGUUUAUGGCUCUGGUCUGACUGGUUAACUCCGGCUGUUUAUGGCUCUGGUCUGACUGGUUAACUCCGGCUGUUUAUGGCUCUGGUCUGACUGGUUAACUGUGGCUGUUUAUGGCUCUGGUCUGACUGGUUAACUGUGGCUGUUUAUGGCUCUGGUCUGACUGGUUAACUGUGGCUGUUUAUGGCUCUGGUCUGACUGGUUAACUGUGGCUGUUUAUGGCUCUGGUCUGACUGGUUAACUGUGGCUGUUUAUGGCUCUGGUCUGACUGGUUAACUCUGGCUGUUUAUGGCUCUGGUCUGACUGGUUAACUCCAGCUGUUUAUGGCUCUGGUCUGACUGGUUAACUCUGGCUGUUUAUGGCUCUGGUCUGACUGGUUAACUCCGGCUGUUUAUGGCUCUGGUCUGACUGGUUAACUCCGGCUGUUUAUGGCUCUGGUCUGACUGGUUAACUCUGGCUGUUUAUGGUUCUGGUCUGACUGGUUAACUCUGGCUGUUUAUGGCUCUGGUCUGACUGGUUAACUCUGGCUGUUUAUGGCUCUGGUCUGACUGGUUAACUCCAGCUGUUUAUGGCUCUGGUCUGACUGGUUAACUGUGGCUGUUUAUGGCUCUGGUCUGACUGGUUAACUCUGGCUGUUUAUGGCUCUGGUCUGACUGGUUAACUCCAGCUGUUUAUGGCUCUGGUCUGACUGGUUAACUGUGGUUGUUUAUGGCUCUGGUCUGACUGGUUAACUCCAGCUGUUUAUGGCUCUGGUCUGACUGGUUAACUGUGGCUGUUUAUGGCUCUGGUCUGACUGGUUAACUGUGGCUGUUUAUGGCUCUGGUCUGACUGGUUAACUCCAGCUGUUUAUGGCUCUGGUCUGACUGGUUAACUCCAGCUGUUUAUGGCUCUGGUCUGACUGGUUAACUCCAGCUGUUUAUGGCUCUGGUCUGACUGGUUAACUGUGGCUGUUUAUGGCUCUGGUCUGACUGGUUAACUCUGGCUGUUUAUGGCUCUGGUCUGACUGGUUAACUGUGGCUGUUUAUGGCUCUGGUCUGACUGGUUAACUGUGGCUGUUUAUGGCUCUGGUCUGACUGGUUAACUCCAGCUGUUUAUGGCUCUGGUCUGACUGGUUAACUGUGGCUGUUUAUGGCUCUGGUCUGACUGGUUAACUGUAUAUAAAUAUGGACGCCAUGACAGCUCCCCAAAAGUGAAGCCAAAACAUCUGGAUUGCCCCCUGGUGGCUGCUGCAGUACGGGUCAUAAGUCCCGCCCCCUCCAUGUUAGCAGAUGGGACGUGAACCAAACGAAAAAAUCAAAGCACACAUCAAAUAGAUUUUUCCCAAAGAUGGUUUCUGUUAUUUGACGUCGUUCUUAUCAGGCUGAUGUUUGUCCAUGUGCUCAUUUAUCUGAUCAGUUUGUUUUUAAUCAGUAAUUUGACGAUAUAAAAAGGGGGUGUGACAUCAUGACUCCGUCUGGCCGCAGGACGGCGGAGGGGGCGUGUCCUGCGAGCCGUCAUCCCACCGCCCGACUCUACUGCGCAGACUCUGGCUCCAAAUGACGUCACACA
This is a messenger RNA of Thunnus maccoyii (southern bluefin tuna), 5459 nucleotides long. RefSeq names its product DAB2 interacting protein a (gene dab2ipa). Gene Ontology annotation, biological process: regulation of GTPase activity. The record is from RefSeq and is a predicted model, not a curated record. NCBI's taxonomy places the organism in Eukaryota, Metazoa, Chordata, Actinopteri, Scombriformes, Scombridae. The transcript has 19 exons. The coding region runs from base 168 to 3542 and encodes 1124 amino acids.